This is a messenger RNA of Eucalyptus grandis, 1281 nucleotides long. RefSeq names its product transcription repressor OFP7. Gene Ontology annotation, biological process: negative regulation of DNA-templated transcription. Lineage: Eukaryota; Viridiplantae; Streptophyta; Magnoliopsida; Myrtales; Myrtaceae. The transcript has a single exon. The record is from RefSeq and is a predicted model, not a curated record. Bases 67 to 1128 code for a protein of 353 amino acids.
CCUCCAGCUCAAACACAAACGUAAUCCGUCGACCAACUCGCUUCGCCUUCGUCCCAACCACCCUCCAUGGCUAAGCGCUUCAAGCUCAGACUCUCCCGCCUCCUCCAAAUCUGUCGCUCCAAACAACCCCCGACUUACCCGCAGAACCGGUCGAGGGCGGAGGCUCACUGGCUGUUCCAUGCGAACCCCACGUCCCUCGACAUCAGCUUCACCAGCUUACCCGCCCCGCCUCCGUCGACCCCCGACGACUCCUUCAUCGCUCUCCACGUCGCCUCCGUCCGCAGCAGGUCCUGCGCCGACUCUCCGUCCGAGUACACGUGGCCGAAGGACGGACAGUUGCACGUAAUCUCGAGACGGAGCCGGAGCCAGUGCCAGAACCAGAGCCAUCCCAGGCCUCGUCGGAAGAUAUGCGGUGUUUUGAGAUUCGACGAUGGCGACGUGGAGACGACGUCGCCCGUCCUGGUGAGGCGGGGCGACUGGAGGAUGAAGCAGAAGAAGAAGAAGAGCUGGGGGAAAGGCAGAACGACGUCGUCGGUCGUCGGGAGGAGCGUGACUUCCAGCGACAGCGGGUGGUUCAGCUCGGACGGUGGCAGCGACAACAACGGGGACGAUGAGGACGAGACUGACGCGUUGCUAUCGACUUCCAGAAGCUUUUCGAACGACAUGUUACCCGAAUUCUACCGCACCACGAACCCGCUGGAGAAUCAGGCGACGAAGGAAAAGCAAAAAUCCCCCCAAGACGAGGACAACGACACCGAUAGGAACAGAAUGAGGAGGCUGAGGCGCUCCAUCAGCGGGGACCAAGAGGAGGAGGCGGAGGCGGCCGGGGAGAGGAGGUGGGAGGUGGUGAUGGGGGAGAGCGUGGCGGUGGUGAAGAGGUCGGAGAAUCCGCUGGAGGACUUCAAGUGGUCGAUGGCGGAGAUGAUAGUGGAGAAGCAGAUGUUCGGGGCCGGGGACCUGGAGCAGCUCCUGCAGUGCUUCCUGUCGAUGAACUCGCGGCACUACCACGGCGUCAUCGUGGAGGCGUUCGCCGAGAUAUGGCAGGUCUUGUUCUUCGAUUCACGGGGCGACACGGAACGGCUUCGGGCCGUCUCCUCGUCUGCCUCGGGCGCGGUCGAACGUUGUUAAAGAAGAUCGAGCGACUCUUCUUCUCUCUCGUGGGGAUUAAUUAAUCAACACUUUGGAUAUUUCCUUGACAAUAAAUUACUGAUUUCUUUUUCAAUGGUGGAAGAAUUUAUUUGCUGGUGUAUAUUUGAAGCAAUAAAACAUCUCGUCUUUCUU